Messenger RNA from Beta vulgaris subsp. vulgaris (sugar beet), 537 nucleotides. RefSeq lists its product as uncharacterized. Lineage: Eukaryota; Viridiplantae; Streptophyta; Magnoliopsida; Caryophyllales; Amaranthaceae. The record is from RefSeq and is a predicted model, not a curated record. The coding region runs from base 1 to 537 and encodes 178 amino acids. The transcript has a single exon.
AUGCAUAGUAAUCCUGGUGAUGUUGACACAAUUACAAGGGAGAGUGAGGCUUUGGAGAAUAAGAACUCUCUUUUGCACCAGAAAGCUAAGCUUUCUUGGUUAAAGGAGGGGGAUGAGAAUUCCAAGAUAUUUUAUCAAGCCAUUAGAGCUAAAAAGUAUAAAAACAAAAUUCACUCUAUUCACACUUCCUCAGGUGAAUGGGUGAAUGACAGAGAGAGAGUUGAUAGGGCGUUCCUUGAGUACUAUCAACAGUUAUUCUCUCACAAGGAACAAAAGCAACCUGUUUUGAGCACCUUGGUCAAUAAGGGUAAAAAGAUUACAAAAGCACAUAAGAUGAUUCUCAACACUGAGUUUACUAAGGAGGAUGUGAGGAGAACUAUUUUUAGUAUUCCGGAUGAAAAAGCUCCUAGAGCAGAUGGUUUCAAUAGUAAGUUUUUUAAACAUUGCUGGGAGAUAGUAGGAGAUGAUAUUGAUGAAGCUAGUCUGGAUUUCUUCAAGUCAUGUAAACUCUUAAAAGUCAUGAAUGCGACCACUUGA